GCACUGGUUUCGCGGCAAUUUUCAGGACUGGUUUGAUUUUGUGUUGCCGAACAUUGUUUUCGACCAGCACCGCUCUCCGCAUAUUUCAUUGUCCUGUAAUUUUUCAAGAUUCUUGCAAUUUGAAACGAAUGCUGUGACUUCGACACUCCUGUGACACCGCUCCAGAAUCCGUCUGGCCUAAUUGAGCUACUCGAAAUGGAAGUGGAGACCGGCCAAGUGGAAAAUUUUAACGAAGCGUCGGAUGCCGGCGACAAAAUGGCGUCUGCAAAUGUUAGCGAAAAUGCCAAUAUUGAGACUGCUGCGGCGUCGUCGGAUCACGAGCUGAAAAUCAUGGAUGUAGAGGGUUCUGUUAUAGCAGAGGAGUUGCCAGAGGAAAGGGUGCCGAUGGUGAUUUUAGUGGAUGACGAUGACGACGAUCCGGCGGACGAAGAUAGACUGUCGCACGGCGAGCACGAAUUGGCUGACACAGACAUGGACGACGAUCAUGCACCGAUGGUGGCGGAGCUCCAGUCUGCUCUCAACAAUCCGGACGAGAAGCCAUUAGAUGACAACCACCCAGAUGAACGCGAACCGGAGGCGGACAACGUUUCCACCAAGACCGAACCCAGCAGCGACGCAGAAAGCAAUCACUCGUACGCCGAUCCGAUGGGAUUGCUGGAACGCCUCGACACCCAAGACGCCGAAAGCCAGGACGACGACGAGGACUUCAGCAUGGACGACAGCAGCAACGAGAAGACAUUGUUCCCUCGCAAGAAGAUGCCCCGCGCCAAGCGCUGGCUCCUCUGGAUGAAGCGCUGGCCUUGGAUUCUGCACGAAGACUCUGACGCCACCUACGCUUUCUGCCUUUACUGCAACAUGAACAUCAACGUUAACAACCGCGCCAAGCACAUCCAGCAGCACAACAUGUCGCUGUACCACCAGGAGCGGGAAUGCAACUACGUGGCUUUCAAGAAGAGUGAGGAGCAGACGCGAGGAACAACCAGUGACAUCGAAGUGAAGCACGAGUUCGGAACGAACAGCUACGUGGCUGCAAUGAAGCAGAAGCGUGCGAGUGAGAUCGAAGCCUUCAACAACUUCAACUGGCUGCGCUGGCUCCGCUGGCAUCCCUGGCUGGAGAGGGCACAGCCAACGGGCACCGUGGGGAUGUGCCGUGUGUGCAACGUGCGUAUGAACGUGGAGUUUGUUUACCUGCGAAAACGCCAUGAGGCGUCCAAGGGCCAUUUGGAAGCGGUGCGGCUGUACGACUCGGAUAAGCCCAACCGAAAGCGAAAACGAAGCAAGAGCGUCGCUGAAGCGGGCGAGCUGGCAUCGGAACAGCAACCUAUCGGCGAACAGGAGGGGGAGGAGGAAGACACAGCUGUAGUGAUGAUGAAUGGCGAUAUGUAUGUCAACGAUGAUCCUGGUCGGUGGUGUGAACUCAUUCCGGACACCAGUCCGCAACAGUGCCGAUGCACCCUCUGCAACUGCCGCAUGGUCAUCACCAGCUUCCUGCGCCACUGCAAAGCCAAGAUCCACUGUCAGAACUCUAUGGAGCUGUUACAAAAGCGGCCCUUGCAACGCGGCAUCUGGUCGGUGUACGCCGACGUGCAUCCCUGGAUGGUGGCCGAUCCAGAAGACCCCAGUAUCGCCUACUGCAGUAUUUGCCAAAAGCGUUUCAUGUACGGCAACUCGGAAAUCAAGCGAAAGAAUCACGAGAACUCGGAGAAGCACACAUCUGCGGUAGCCGCCCAGCAAUCCCAAGAAAUUCCCAUCAAUGAUGCAGAUGAUGAAGCUAAUCCUGCGGAGAAUCCGCUUGGCGAGGGGGAACUCGGAGUGCCCGCCCUUCUCGGAGCUCCCUCGGACAGUGAUGGCAGCGAGGAGGACUACAACAACGUUACCGACGACAACUGGUCCGAGACACAAAGAGCCAAGAAGACGAACUCCGCAAGAAGUGUCGGAGAACAACGUAAAGCGAAAAUCCGUGCCGGAAUUCGUUUCUACCCGUGGCUCUGCUACUCCAAGGAUAGAAAGGUGCAGCUGUGCAAGUUCUGCCGCGUGCGUUUUCAUAACGAUGCCGCCAAGGCGCGCCACGAGUUCAGCGCUCGACAUCAGAAGCUAGUGAAGCAGUAUAAAGCCCGACAAGCGCUGUUGCCUCCGGCUGAGAAGGAAGGUCACCAAGAUGAGGAGGAGGAACUAAGCAACACGGACUCCGGGACCGUGGACACCGAAAAAUUGAUGAAGCAGGUUCGACCCUCCUCGGCAAAGGCCUUCGCGAAGCCCAUCCCGGCCACAAUCAAGGGCAAGGUGAUGGUCUGGAAGGCUCGCUUUCCGUGGCUCUCCUACAAGAAGAGCGAGGAGCGGCGCAACUACGGCUGGUGUAAGCUCUGUGAAGUUUCGGUUUUCAUACCGACCUCGAAGUUCGCUUCGAAACACCAGCGCUCCACUCGACACAUUCGCUUGCGCAUUGAGCGCAAGAAGGCCGGAGCAGUCUCUCCAGAGACAACGUCUGCAAAGAACUCUGAUAACAUCUCCGCUGCAGUGGCCACAGCAGCUGCGCUGACAACUGGAGAAGCGAAACACAAAGCAGCCAUGGCAGAGCUGCAGGCCAAGUACAAUUGGCUCGAGCCGGAUGCCAACGACGAGAACCACUGCCACUGCCGAAUCUGUGAAACUCGUCUGCCCAUCAAGCUCUUCUACUUGCGGCAGCACGAUUCCUCCCGCAAGCACUCUGAAAACCUCGAGAGGCAAAAGGCGGCCGCCGUUCCCCCUCCCCCGGCGGCAUCUCACUCCACUUCAGAGGCUACGGCCGAGGCCGAGGUGCAGGAGUCCGGCCUGGAAGUCGACAAAGAGAGCGACGCCGAUCUGAGUCUGAGAUCUGAUGGUAGUACGGCAGAGCCCCCCUCAAAACGUUCCCGUCGAUCGAUGGAAGUACGCCGCAUUCUGCGCGCCCUGCGAGACUCCAUGGGCAGGCGGCAGGAUGAGCGGAGCCAGCUAGACAUGGCCAAGGACAUGAUCUGCUCAUCCUUUGACAUUGUUUCGCGCCUGCGAACUCUCGAGCGAGAGACUGUCGCGCCGACGCCUGGCCAACCCAACGAUGUCUCCCUGAAAGCUCCAGAACCCCGACAUGUAGUGGAUCUGUUCUUCGAUAGCAUUGCCCCUACCAUGAAGGCACUGCCAGCCGAUCUGGCGGCUGAGGGAAAGGCCAAGAUAAUGCAGUUGGUGUGCGGGCUGGAGGUGAAAGCCAUGCAAAGAACUUCUGCUGCUGUGCCUGGCAGCAGUUCUGGAUCCGGGUCGACAGCUGAUUCCUUGCCAACAGCCAAAUCUCCACCUAAUGCUGCUAAUCCGGAAGUCCCUUCCAGUGUAAUCACCAUACCGGACGAUGACCAAAAAAUCCAAAACAACAAUGAGCAGCAGGGAAGCCCGUCUAAAAGGAAAAGCACGGGAACCUUUACUCCAGUAACCCUGAAUGGCAACCACAACGAUGUGGCCGAGAACUUGCGGCGCAUGCUGAACAAUACCCAAAUAAAGGUGACGAAUCGCCAGGACCCGGAAGCCGUUCGUUGUGUGCCGCUGGACAAGCUCACCUCGCUGGGACGGAUUAACGGCGGUCGACAUAGCAUCGGCAGUGCAUUGGAGGCGUCUUCCAACCAGCCAACAGACUUGAGCAACGGAAAUGCAGUGGGCUCGUUGCGGCAAAUACGCGUAAACAACAAUAACAACUCGAAGAUAAUAAGUUUACCAAAACCUAUACAGCAGCCACAGUUGCAGCAGCAACACCAUCAGAUGCAGCCGCAAAUGCAGCAGCAACAGCUCCAGCAACACAUUCAAUCAUCUUCAGCCAUGAUACGUAACAACUUGACCAGCAACGGGGCACAACUGCCUCAAUACCGGCCGAUGAUUAACCACAAUCGCCGACCAUAGAAUAUAAGUAAUAUACGCAUAUUGUUAAUCCCCUAUCCAUAGCCAUAAAUUUCGUCAUUGUCAUAUAUUUAAUUUCACUUAUUCAGACUCGGAUUCGGAUUUUUUGUGUGUUGUAGAAGAUAAAUGCUGGACAAGCAUGAUUGAUUUAAAAGUCAGUGACCAAAAGAAAACUUAUAUUUUUUAUGAUCCCUUCUAGAUUCCUAAAAAUAUGCACACGAUCUUUAGUUUCUAGUUCUAUCACCAAAAUGAAUCUGUUCGUAUGGAGGAAUAUGCAUGUUUUCUUUCUUUUUUUUUUGCCGAGCCCAUAGGGGUUUUGUUUGAGAAACAUUCCCGCCCAGUAAAAACUAAUUUAAAAUUGUUAUAAGCACUUGAAAAAUUGGAUCAACUUAUUUAGUUUACUGACUUUUGCGAAGUCCAAAUAUAAUUACACUGUAUGUCUUCAA
Molecule: messenger RNA, 4343 nt
Organism: Drosophila ananassae
Lineage: Eukaryota; Metazoa; Arthropoda; Insecta; Diptera; Drosophilidae
Gene: Su(var)3-7
Product: protein suppressor of variegation 3-7
Exons: 5
Coding region: 196-3900 (1234 amino acids)
Cellular component (GO): cytoplasm
Molecular function (GO): DNA binding
Source: RefSeq, a predicted model, not a curated record